Molecule: messenger RNA, 3244 nt
Organism: Aegilops tauschii subsp. strangulata
Lineage: Eukaryota; Viridiplantae; Streptophyta; Magnoliopsida; Poales; Poaceae
Product: B3 domain-containing protein protein_Os12g40080
Molecular function (GO): DNA binding
Source: RefSeq, a predicted model, not a curated record
GUCUAUCGUACGCGUACGAACCGACCAUACUCCUACUACGUCCGUACCGUACCCUGUACAGGGCCCUGGAGCAGCCCGCCGGCCUUUACCGCCGCUGUGGCAGCGGAGUCGCCCUCAUCGAAGCGGCGCCGCACCGAAUCCGAAGGGGCCCCCGUCACGCUGGCGCUGGGUUAUCCGAGGCCGAUACCGGCGCUGGCAGGAGGCGGCGGGCGGAUCUUAUCUUUUUUAGCAACGAGAGCAUCCCUGAAAGAUUCUUGCUGAUUAGACCCGGCUUGCUCUGCCACAGCAGAUGAGUGGUGUCCUGCUCUGUUCACUCGAUUCGACACUGUAAAGUUAAAUCUUCUCCCUUUCUUCAUAGUGUUCCAGAUAGAACAAUAGGGUUCAAUCCAGGUCAAGUUUCUACUCUGUUUGUUAUUUGCUGUUCUGUUCUUUGGAGUGAUAAAUGAUGUACAUUUUGAGCUAAUAUGGAAACAGUGGCACUGAAGCUACAAUGUAGAAUUUCUUGUAACAUCCUUGUUUUGAUCCAUGUUGUCGUUUUUGCUAUGGAGUCUCGGCUGCACCAAAGAUGCUGACAGAAUCUAACCUGUACUCCAACACUCACUGGGUCUUUACUCCUUGGAAUUGCUAAAAGAAGGGGGGAAAAACUGAUCCUAGCAUAUCUCAGUAGAUUCCUUCUGCUCAGAUUCCAAAAGUUCUCUGUUGGAACCAUGUCAUGCUUUCAUCUACAUCUACUGAACAAACUUUUCAAGUGGGACUCAUUUUUCAACCGAAGAUAUGAUGGCACUGCAAGAACAAGGCCCACAAUAUCAGCUGGUAUGGUGUGUAUCUGCAUAUAUAUGUAUGCCCUUUUCCUCUGGGCUUGGGCGUCGUUGGCAUUCUGGCUGCUUCUCUGCCGAAGUAUUGGCUCUUGGCAAAGAAUUUUAAUUACAUUUGUCAUGGCGCCGGAUCAAGACCAUGAGCAAGAUAACAGGAGUGGUCACAGCAUCAGCAGCAAAUCCUUUCAAAGAUGUGAGGGCUGCGAUGCACAUUAUUAUUGGUGUCAUAUGGAUGAUACCCAGAAGUAUUUCUUCAAGUGCAUGGUUGGCAAUUUCCAAGAAAAAAUGGCCAUUCCACAGAAGUUUGUGCAGAAUUUCAAAGGUCAGAUCUCUGAAGUUAUCAAGCUAGAAGCUCCUGAUGGAAACAUAUACAAUGUUCAGGCUAUCAAGGAUCUAAACAAGAUAGUCCUCGGGUCUGGAUGGGGGGUAUUUGUCAGAUUUUACGAACUAAAAGCGGGCUACUUCCUGGUCUUCAGGUACAUCGGGGAUUCUCACUUCAAAGUUCUGAUAUUUGAUUUUGCAAGUUGCUGUGAGAAGGAAGUGUUCCACGUUCUCAUGAACUGCGGUCCUAAUGCCCAAGAAAAAGACACUCGUCUUGAUCGAUCGCUACUGGGUGAAAGACGAUGCCAGAAUGGUGGAUCAAGCAACAGUGAGUCUCAUCGAAGGUGCGAGCACUGCGAUGUGCAUUUCUACUGGCAUCACAUGGAUGAUAGGCAGAAGCAUUUCUUGAGGUUCAUGGUUGGCGAUUUCCUUCACGAAAUGAACAUACCAGAGAAAUUUGUGAACAAUUUCAGAGGCAGGAUCUCUAAAGUUAUGAAGCUAGAAGCUCCUGAUGGAAAUGUAUACAACAUUCAGGUUACCAAUGAUCUGAACAAGAUAACCCUUAGAUCUGGAUGGGCAGCAUUUGCCAGUGCUUAUGAACUAAAAGAGCAUGACUUGCUGGUGUUCAGUUACACUGGAAACUCUCACUUUAGAGUCCUAAUAUUUGACCCAAGUGGUUGUGAGAAAGAAUUAUUCCGCAUUGUUAUGAACCACACUCCUAAUGUACAAAAAGGGGGUAUAUCUCAUGAUCAGUUAUUCCUGAAGGAAACAAGGCGUCGAGACGGCGGAUCGCGUGAUAACAACCCUAGGAAAACUAAAAAGAUGACUCUGUUGGACUCUCCUUCACCGAAAUCAGCUGAAGGUGUCACAUCUCCGGAGGACACCAUGAAUUCAAGCGGCCCUCCAGAAACCACCGAGCCUCGGUAUGUCCUAGCAACAGGGUGCAAUCUGACUACAGCUCAGAAGGCACAAAUCGACACACUUGUGAAGAAAAUUAGGCCUGUAAUUCCAUUUUACAUCACAGCCAUGAACAAGACAAGUUUGUCUGGAUCUCUGGUAAUCUGCAAGGAUUAUGCUGCCAAAUACCUUCCACAUGAAGACCAAUUCAUCACACUCUGCCAUCCUCGUAAGAGCAACAUAUGGUUAGACAAUUUGAAGGUUACCACUGAUGGUUCAGGCAUGCUUUCUGCUGGCUGGUCAUGCUUCGUUCUCCACAACGAGUUGCGGGAAAGUGAUGUUUGUGUAUUCGAAGUAUCAAAAAGCGCUGGUGAAAUGACAAUGGUUGUUCAUUCUCUUGAAGGAGGUCAUCACCUACAAGGGAAAGAGCCCGAAUCUCAAAACAAGUGCGAUUUUCCUGUUAAGGGCAAGGCGAUCAAGGAAGCUGAGAGUGACCAUAAACAUGCUGAGUCCAAGUCCAACUACUACUACUCAAAGUAUGCCAAGGGCCUGAAUGGCGAGGAGCUAGAGGAGAUAUUCAGGUCAGCGUUGAUCCAACAGGGCAAUGUGGUAUACGUCACCAUCCUGGGGAAGAAUCAAGUUAGAAUCAAGAACAACUUGCUGACCUUCCCCGAGAAGUUUGCAGCUAAGCAUCUCGUGGAGAGGUCGCAUGACAUCCUGCUCCUGAGGCCCAACCGGAGUGAGACGUGGUGUGCGAGGUACUACUACCACCCGGAAAAACAGGGUUUCAGCUACAGUUCCUGGACCAAGUUCGUCCGAGACAACAAGCUGCGUGAGGGCCACGUCUGCGUCUUCGAGCUGAUUAAGGGCGUGAGUAAGGCGAUGAUGAUUGUCCACGUGUUCACCAAGGUCGAUGGCAGGUUUGUUCUGCUGGACUAACUAUCUAGGUUCCAGCCUAGUUGCAUCCUCCUUAAUUUGUACUAGUAGAAUAAAUGAACUGAGAGUAGCUUGUGUACCAGUAGAACUAGUUGUGAAGCCGUGCCGUGUGAAUGUUCAUCCUGAUUCAUCUGCCACGGCUAUGACUUCAGAACCGAGAGAGGAGUAUUUCACCGCUUGUAGCCAUACGCAUAUAGCACUUACUCCACUGAAAUUUUCUUCAAUCGAAGCUCAGUUGACUGAAAUUUUAUUAAAUCUAAGUGAAUUCCCAGUUA